Poecile atricapillus (Black-capped chickadee) is the source of this 1355-nucleotide messenger RNA. RefSeq names its product zinc finger protein 70-like. Gene Ontology annotation, biological process: regulation of transcription by RNA polymerase II. The record is from RefSeq and is a predicted model, not a curated record. NCBI's taxonomy places the organism in Eukaryota, Metazoa, Chordata, Aves, Passeriformes, Paridae. Gene Ontology annotation, molecular function: RNA polymerase II cis-regulatory region sequence-specific DNA binding; DNA-binding transcription factor activity, RNA polymerase II-specific. Bases 351 to 1169 code for a protein of 272 amino acids. The transcript has a single exon.
GUACGGCCACAGUAGGAGGAGCAGGAGCAGGAAGAGGAAGAAACACAAGGUUCCACCCUCCCUGUAUGUGCAGUCCCAGGAGUGUUGCCAUGCCCACAGUCAGUUGGUGACUGGACAGGGUGAUCCAUAAUUUUCAGUGGGCUGAAUCUUAGUGUUUCUGAGAUUUAUUGGGCUAAAUGUUGCUGGUUUGCUUUUUUGCAGGGGCUGAAUCUUUGUAUUCUGGAGCGGGUUUUGCCUGAAUUUGAUGUUUGGGUAGUUCUUGAUCUUUGUUUUGAUGUUUGGAGGAUGUUUGGUCUGGAUGUUGGUGUUUUGGUUUGUUACAGACACAAGAUGCCAAAUGACUUUCUGAGAUGAACUUGGGCAAGGAGGAACCCCCAGCCCAAGGCGCUCUCCUCUCUUUUUUUCCUCCUAACCAGAAAUUUUCAUUCCCAAGCUGUGUCCAGAUGGAAGAGGAAGAGGAAAAGCCCCAGAGAUCCCGCACAAGGAGGGGCUGCAAGCCCAGCCCAGGGAGCUGCGAGGAGGAAAGAUCCCCCCAGUUCCAGGAACACGGCCAGAGAUCCAGCUGGAGCUCAGAGCUGGGGGAGAAGCCCCACAAGUGCUUGGAAUGUGGGAAGGGCUUCAGAAAGAGCUCUGAAUUGAUCCGGCACCAGGUGAUCCACACUGGGGAAAAGCCCUACGAGUGUGGGGAAUGUGGGAAGAGCUUCAGCCAGAGCUCCAACCUGAUCCAGCACCAGAUGAUCCACACUGGGGAAAAGCCCUAUGAGUGUGGGAAAUGUGGAAAGAGCUUCAGAGAUAUCUCUCACCUGAUGACACACCAGGUGAUCCACACAGGGGAACGGCCCUACACCUGCUUGGAAUGUGGGAAGAGCUUUGGGUGGAGCUCCAAUCUGAGAGCACACCAGCGCAUCCACACUGGGGAGAGGCCCUACGAGUGUCCUGAGUGUGGGAAGAGGUUUCAGACCAGCUCUGAUGUCCUCAGACAUGAGCGGAUUCACACAGAGGAGAGGCCCUUCCGCUGCCCUGACUGCGGGAAGGGCUUCAACCGUAACUCCCACCUCAUCAGGCACCGGCGCAUCCACAGUGGGGAGAGGCCCUACGAGUGUCCCCAGUGUGGGAAGAGCUUCUCCAGGAGCUUUCAUUUGACCCGGCACCAACGGAGGCACCAGUAAGGGAAGCCCUGCGAGUGCCCUGAGUGCGGGAAGAGCUUCGUGCGCUGCUCCAGCUCCAUCCCCCAUGGGAGGAUCGGCGUUGGAUGAUCCCCAGUGACCCCCGUUGGGCAGAGCCCUGGUGAUCCGUGGUCCUGGUGAUCCGUGUUGGGAAGACACCUGGCUGGGAGGCUCCACAUCUUCCUGGCU